AUGGGAACUGAUGAUUUUUCAUUUCCAAAGUUGCUUCUUGCAUACCUCAUAUGCUCCACUACAUUUUUGUUCUUUGCAACUUUUGGACAGUCAGCCACAGCCACAGCCAAGCUUCACAGUCAGGAAGUGAAUGCAUUGAAGGAGAUAGGGAAAAAGCUGGGGAAGAAAGACUGGGAUUUUAGGAAAGAUCCAUGUACAGGAGAAGGGAAUUGGAAUGGGUCGAUUGAAGGGAGGAGGAAAGGCUUUGAGAGCUCUGUCACAUGUGACUGCACCUUCAACCACAAUUCCUCUUGCCACGUCAUCAGCAUAGCUCUAAAGGCCCAGAAUCUAUCAGGUACUGUGCCACCAGAAUUUUCUAAGCUUCAGCACCUGAAAGACUUAGACCUGAGUCGAAAUUACCUCAAUGGUUCUAUACCUUCCCAAUGGGGUACUAUGCGCUUGGUUACGCUCUCCCUUAUGGGAAACAGAUUGUCAGGUCCAUUUCCAAAAGUUCUCACCAAUAUCACCACUCUCAGAAACUUGAGCAUUGAAGGAAACCACUUUUCGGGACCCAUUCCACCAGAAAUUGGGAAGUUGAUAAAGUUAGAAAAGCUCGUUGUAUGUUCAAAUGCCUUCACUGGAGAAUUGCCAUUAGCACUAGCAAAGUUGACCAACUUGUCUGAUCUGAGGAUUUGUGACAAUAACUUCUCUGGAAAGAUACCUGAUUUCAUCGGAAAUUGGACACGGAUUUCAAAAUUGCUUAUCCAGGGUAGCUCUCUUGAGGGGCCUAUACCUUCUAGCAUAUCAGGCUUAACAAGUUUAACUGAUCUGAGGAUAACCGACUUGAGAGGUACAGAGUCUCCUUUCCCACCAUUGAGAAAUUUGGAAUCCUUGAAAAAACUGAUACUGAGGAAUUGCUUGAUAUACGGAGUGAUCCCAUCUUAUAUUGGGGAUAUGAAAAGAUUGAAAAACCUAGACCUCAGCUACAAUGAGCUGACCGGUGAAAUACCUGCAUCUUUUGUCCAACUAGCAAAAGUUGACUUCACGUAUUUGACAGGAAACCAGCUUACUGGAACUGUACCUGGAUGGGUCCCAGGAAGAAACAAUAUUGUGGAUUUAUCGUACAACAACUUCACUUGGGAAAGCUCAAGUCCUAAUGAAUGUCCUAGAGGGAGUGUAAACUUAGUAGAGAGUUACUCCUCGUCGGCUAAUAAAUCAAGUAGAAUCCAACCAUGCCUGGAAAGAAAUUUUCCAUGUCAUGUUUCGAAAAAUCAACGUAAAUAUUCCUUGCAUAUCAACUGUGGUGGAAAGGAAGUAAAUAUUGGUGGCAACAGGUAUGAAGCUGAUAGAGAACAAAGAGGUGCUUCCGUGUAUUACAUGGGUCAGAACUGGGCUCUCAGCAGCACAGGGAACUUCAUGGACAAUGAUAUUGAUUCAGAUAUCUACAUUGAAACCAACAAGUCUGCACUUUCAAAAAAUGUCUCUGUGCUUGAUUCAGAACUGUACAUGACCGCACGUGGAUCUCCCAUCUCUCUCACAUACUAUGGACUCUGUCUCAUAAAUGGAGACUACACUGUCAAACUCCACUUUGCUGAGAUUGUUUUUACUAAUGAUAGAACUUUUAACAGCCUCGGGAAGCGUAUAUUUGAUGUCUACAUCCAGGAUAAGCUGGUGCUGAAAGAUUUCAACAUAGAAAGUGAAGCUGGCGGUGCUGGCAAGCCCAUUGUAAAGAAUUUCACUGCAGUUGUUUCGAGUCAUACAUUAAAGAUCCAUUUUUACUGGGCUGGAAAAGGGACAACAGGCAUCCCAGACAGAGGAUUUUAUGGCCCUCUCAUAUCUGCUAUAUCAGUAGAUCCUAACUUCGAACCUCCCUCAGUUGAGGGCAACAAGAAUCACGUUGUUAUAGCAGUUGGGGACAGUGGCUGCAGCACUACUUCUUCUGCUUCUGAUCUUAGGCAUCUUGAGGAGAAAGGGUUGUUUGGGAGGAAAUAUCUCUGCAGAUAA
Molecule: messenger RNA, 1983 nt
Organism: Prunus armeniaca (apricot)
Lineage: Eukaryota; Viridiplantae; Streptophyta; Magnoliopsida; Rosales; Rosaceae
Source: the annotation of a GenBank genome assembly